UGCAGUACUCACCCUCUCUCUCUCCCCGUCUCUCAGAGGUGACCCUCUUCGCCCCGACUCUGAUCUCGGAUAAGAUUCUGCUGCGCCUCCUCAAGCACCCCGAAGUCAUCCAGGAGAUUCACUUCAAAGAGGACGACAAGAAGAGAGCCGAGCAUUACCUGUACCAGCGCAGCCGACCCACGGACUACUUCACACUGAUCCUGCAGGGCCGGGUGGAGGUGGAGGCUGGCAAUGAGCACAUGAAGUUGGAGACGGGUCCUUUCUCUUACUACGGGGUCAUGUCCCUCAGCACCCCCCACGCUCGAGUUUCGCUCCCCCUCUCACGUUGCUGGUCUGAAUCGCUCCGUCUCUCUGAGCUGCACGGACCGGUCCGAGUCACUGUCCGUCGGCGGGAGCAACAACCAGCUCAGCAGCACCCCCUCCCUGCAGGCGCUGCAGUACACCCCUGACUUCAACGUGCGCGCUCUCACUGACCUGCAGUUCAUCAAGAUCACCCGGCAGCAGUACCAGAACGGGCUGAUCGCGUCCCGGCUCGACAGCACGCCACAGUCCCCCGAGCACACACACAUCGCCAUGGAGACACGCUUCAGUGCCGAGAACGGACCGGACGAGACUACCAGCCUGCUGAACGAGCAGAACAGCGCGGUGCAGAGCGGAGCGAACCACAGCACCGACUCCACUGUGUAACACAACACAACACAACACAAUACAGAUAACCACAGCACCGACUCCACUGUGUAACACAACACAACACAACACAGAUAACCACAGCACUGACUCCACCGUGUAACACAACACAACACAACACAAUACAAUACAGCCCUUUCCACAGUCCAUACAGCCAUCUACAGAGGAGACAGGAGACCCACACACACACACACACACACACGCACACACACAGGAACCCCAGGACAGGAGGGAUGCAGCCUCCUACUCAACCCAGAGCAGCUCAAACAUCGGCUGCUGGAAAGUGUUUUUUUAUGACGGAGUUGCCGAGUUUUGAAAAGCAGCUGGUUUGGAUCGGGUUCCAGUAUGGAUGCUUCACCCGGAUAUUGCUGCAGCCUGCAGUCCCCCAACUCGCCCAGCAGAGGGCAGCGUGACCCUGUGGAUUACAGCAAAGCUAUCCCGGUCACAGGCAGCAGGGGGCGCUGUUGGGAAGCAAGGGAAUGUGGAAUUAUUUAAAAACUAUUAUAAUUAACAAAAAAAAAAAAAAAAAAAAAAAAAAACUGCAGCUUUUAAAAGAACAGCCAUUUUGGGAUCUUCUUAAUCUGAACAGCAAGCCAGCAAUAAUCCACGAACGGGCCUGGACUGGAGCGGGCCUGGACUGUGUUCUGAAUAACAGCCAGAGAAAGGUUGCGUUUCCCUCCCCGCUCAUGUUCCCGAGCUGUGAGCAGGUUUGAACCCUGACUCUGCCUAGAAGUCCGACGAAAAUCUGAAUAAUAAUAAUGAUGAUGAUGAUAAUGAUUCCUAAUAUUUCAAUUUGAAACCCGUUUUUCAGUAGAGGUGUGCUGCAGAGAAGCAUCAGAACACAAGGAGGCUCGGGGGCCCAGCGGUUAAAGAAAGGGGUCUUGAUACCAGGAGGUUCAAAUCCCAGCUCAGCCACUGACUCCCUGUGUGUGUGUGUGUGUGACCCUGAGCAAGUCACUGAACCUCCUUGUGCUCCGUCCUUCGGAUGAGACGUAAAACAAACGAGCUCCUAUUGGAGGUGACUCUGCAGCAGCAGCAGCAGCAGUUGUUGAUGAUGCAGAGUUCACCCCCCUAGUCUCUGUAAGUCUCUUUGGAUAAAAGCCUCUGCUAAAUGACUAAAUAAUAAUAAUAAUUCCAGUGCAGUCCUCCUACAAUGCGAUAUUCGACUCGACCAGCAGGUGGCACUGUGGUAAAAAGUUCAAAACCCAGGUUAAUCAAAAUCAUCACAUUUAAAGGGAAAUGUUUAUUAUUCUCUGGUUUUUUUUCUCUUUUCUGGUGAGCGGGGGAACGAAAAGUCUUCCUGUUUUUGUUUUUUUUUCCAGUACUGUAUGUAUUCGCCUUUUAAGAGAUUGAAAUUCCUGUAUUUCCCUUUAAGAACGCGAUUCCAAUUUGGCAACAUAUAAUCAUGAUGAUAAUGAAGUUACGAUUGCUUCACCAUUAAUAAUAAUAACAAUAAUACUAA
Messenger RNA from Acipenser ruthenus (sterlet), 2149 nucleotides. Its product is annotated as metal transporter CNNM4-like. The record is from RefSeq and is a predicted model, not a curated record. The transcript is spliced from 4 exons. Lineage: Eukaryota; Metazoa; Chordata; Actinopteri; Acipenseriformes; Acipenseridae. The annotation marks the transcript as partial.